Molecule: messenger RNA, 1013 nt
Organism: Neoarius graeffei (lesser salmon catfish)
Lineage: Eukaryota; Metazoa; Chordata; Actinopteri; Siluriformes; Ariidae
Product: SPARC-like
Exons: 7
Coding region: 537-1013 (158 amino acids)
Biological process (GO): anatomical structure development
Molecular function (GO): collagen binding; calcium ion binding; extracellular matrix binding
Source: RefSeq, a predicted model, not a curated record
AGCUACUAACGCUGCAGACAGAGAGGGAGAACCAGCUUGAAAAACAAAAAACAAAACGUGUUACAGACACCUAGAAUAGAUUAAUUUGUCAGUAAGCACUCUAUAAAUAGCCAUGGUGUUUGCUUGUUGUGCUGUGGGCUGCCACAACAGACAGGGACAGCGUGCAGGACUCUCCUUUUACCGGUUUCCUACUGACCCAGACAAGAGGGCCAAAUGGAUUGCAGCUGUGAAGAGACAGGACUGGGAGCCAACAGUGUACUCCAGACUUUGCAGUGAUCAUUUCAUUUCAGGGAGGGCGAGCUCAACGCAAACAGAAGCAGAUGGACAGUGAGUUGAAGCCAUAUGUGGGUCGAGUGGAUGCAGCGUUUCUUACAGCAUGUUCCUGUCCUGUACCACCUCCAGCACCAGGAUUACACACUUACUGAAGAGAAGUGAAUAAAUGAACAAAUUAAUGAACUUUAAUGUGUCUGCAGUGUUCCUGUGUGAUUUAAUGAAGUGUUACAGUCCUGUUGGAUCACAAUGUCAGGUGGUGAAGAAUGGAGACAUUCUCAUCCCAAAGUGUGUUUGUCCCACCACCUGCCCACAAGGUUGGAGUGUGUUCGGAGCAGGAGUUCGGUCAGUUCCCCUACAGGCUGCUCGACUGGUUCUUGUUAAUCAGCAGAAUGGGAACACGAUACACAACAGCACACACACCAAGCUGCAUCACACACUCAGAGAGAAUACAGCUUGCACAGAGCUGGUUUUCUCUGUUGGAUCGCAAUAAAAAUGGGAAGUUGAGUAUGAAGGAUCUAAAGAAGCUUCACUAUAAGAAGAUGCCACUGGAACACUGCGCUAACACAUUCUUCAAGUCAUGUGACAGGAACAGGAAUAAUAAAGUGACUGUGAGUGAGUGGACUUCCUGUUUGGUGGAUCGAUCUGAGCGAUGGUUUAAUGAAUACAUGUCAAUGAAAAUGGGCUCGAGGAAACUGUGUGCUGAGCACAGCAGCAUGGACACGCAGAACGGAUCUGAAUAG